Messenger RNA from Sorex fumeus (smoky shrew), 2149 nucleotides. RefSeq names its product BUD13 homolog (gene BUD13). The transcript has 10 exons. Gene Ontology annotation, biological process: mRNA splicing, via spliceosome. Gene Ontology annotation, cellular component: RES complex; U2-type spliceosomal complex. The coding region runs from base 48 to 1913 and encodes 621 amino acids. Lineage: Eukaryota; Metazoa; Chordata; Mammalia; Eulipotyphla; Soricidae. The record is from RefSeq and is a predicted model, not a curated record. Gene Ontology annotation, molecular function: RNA binding.
UUUGGCCCGGGCGCCGCGCCGUCUCCCCGCCCGCCCGCGCCGCUGCCAUGGCGGCGGCUCCGCCGCUCUCCAAGGCCGAGUACCUGAAGCGGUACCUGUCCGGGCCGGAGGCCGGCGCCCAUGGGGGGCCCGAGGCCGGCCGCAAGCGCCGCAAGAAGCGGCCGAAGCCCGUCGGCGCCAGCGGCAAGGGGAUGCGGAUCGUGGAUGACGAUGUGAGCUGGUCAUCAAUUUCCGCCACGAAACUGGAGAAGGAAGAAGAGGAAGACGAUGGAGAUUUGCCUGUGGUGGCUGAAUUUGUGGACGAGCGGCCGGAAGAGGUCAAGCAGAUGGAAGUCUUCCGCUCCAGUGCCAAGUGGAAGCUUCUGGGAGGCCAGAAGGAAGAGCUGUUCUCAGAAAGACACUCCCAGGACGAGACCCCGGGUUCCUCUUCUAAGAAGAGCCUCCACGACACCCCGGACCCUUCUCCCCCCCAGAGGGUCCGUCACGACACGCCGGAUCCUUCUCCGCCCCGGAGGGCCCGUCACGACACGCCGGACCCUUCUCCCCCCCGGAGGGCCCGUCACGACACACCGGAUCCUUCUCCCCCUCGGAGGGCCCGUCAUGACACGCCAGACCCUUCUCCCCGGAGGACCCGUCACGACACGCCAGAUCCGUCUCCCCCCCGGAGGACCCGUACCAAUACCCCGGACCCUUCUCCCCCCAGGAGGGCCCGUCACGACACCCCGGACCCUUCUCCCCCCAGGAGGGCCCGUCAUGACACCCCGGAUUCUUCUCCCCGCCGGAAGCCUCAUCAUCCUUCAGGUGUAUCUCCUCGGAGGACCCGUCGUUCCACACCAGAUCUGUCCCCUCCUAGGAAGACGCGUCCCAGCCCCCCUGAAACAUCCCUGUCAGGAAGGACUCGUGGCUACUCGAAUACAGCCCAGCACAGGAGAGCUCACCCUGACUCCCGGGACCUGGACACAAGUGCCCCUCAUUCAUUGACCAAAGCCAAGAGCACCCGAGCCCCAGAAAGAACCUCUAGCAAGCACGACUCCAACGCAGACCUGUCCCCGCCCCGGAAAAAGCAAGCCAAGACCCACUAUACAGCGCGUAAACCAAGCCCAGGGCGCCGGAAUUCCGAUUCCGAUCUGUCUCCUCCACGGAACCGACCCCGGCCACAGAGCUCCGACUCCGACCUCUCCCCACCAAGGAGGAAGCAGAGGGCCAGCUCCGACUCCGACCUCUCCCCGCCCAGGAGGAAGCGGAGGGCCAACUCUUCUGAUUCAGAUCUGUCUCCACCCCGAAGGAGUCAGCCUCGGGGAAAGAAGGCUGCACACAUGUAUUCUGGAGCUAAAACGGGGCUGGUGUUAACAGACAUACAGCAGGAACAGCAGGAGCUCAGGAAACGGGACCAAGAGACUGUGGCACUUGAAGCUGAAUUCCAACAUGCUGAAACUGUAUUUCGAGAUAAAUCUGGUCGUAAGAGAAAUUUGAAGAUGGAACGUUUAGAGCAAAGGAAAAAGGCAGAGAAGGACUCAGAGAGAGACGAGCUAUAUGCCCAGUGGGGGAAAGGGCUGGUCCAGAGCCGGCAGCAGCAACAGAAUGUGGAGGACGCCAUGAAGGAGAUGCAGAAGCCUCUGGCCCGCUACAUUGAUGACGAAGAUCUGGACCGGAUGCUGAGAGAACAGGAGAGAGAGGGCGACCCCAUGGCCAACUUCAUCAAGAAGAAUAAGGCCAAGGAAAACAAGAGUAAGAAAGCGAGGCCCCGCUACAACGGUCCGGCACCGCCCCCCAACAGAUUCAAUAUCUGGCCUGGAUAUCGCUGGGACGGCGUGGACAGGUCCAACGGAUUCGAACAGAAGCGCUUUGCCAGGCUUGCCAGCAAGAAGGCGAUUGAGGAGAUGGCCUAUAAGUGGAGUGUUGAGGAUAUGUAACUGUCUGGAGGCCGUGGGAGUGACGAUGGAUCGUGGCGGUGGACGUAGGACGGCCCGUUGUCCAGCAGUAACUGUGUCUCGGGUCAUAAUCGGAGUCAGCAUGUCCUGGCCACUUGUGGAGUGCCAGUUUGCCCACAGAAGAAUCGCACACCUGUUUGGGUCCAGGCUCUGCCCAGGCACUGGCACUCGCUGGCCUCCAGGGGACGCACCGGCCCCUUCGUGUCCUGGGUCUGUUC